Notechis scutatus (mainland tiger snake) is the source of this 898-nucleotide messenger RNA. The record is from RefSeq and is a predicted model, not a curated record. Lineage: Eukaryota; Metazoa; Chordata; Lepidosauria; Squamata; Elapidae.
GCGGGUAUUCCAGAUCCACCGAAUAUGUCUGAAGAUUUAAUUAAAAUAAAAGCCAAGGAGCGCCAUUUCCUGGAACAAUUAUUGGAUGGGAAAAAACUAGAAAAUUAUAAAAUUCCAGUGCCAAUUAAAGCAGAACUCAGAAAAUAUCAGCAGGAAGGUGUGAACUGGUUGGCUUUUCUCAACAAAUACAAACUUCACGGUAUCCUGUGUGAUGAUAUGGGCUUAGGAAAAACCCUGCAGUCCAUCUGUAUUCUUGCAGGAGAUCAUUAUCUCAGGGCCCAAGAAUAUGCAAGAACUAAGGUGGCUGAUAGUAUUCCACUCCCAUCCUUGGUUGUGUGCCCGCCCACCCUGACAGGUCAUUGGGUGGAUGAAGUGGGCAAAUUUUGUUCCAAGGAGUUUUUGAAUCCUUUGCACUAUACUGGCCCUCCAACUGAAAGGGCAAGAUUACAACAGCAUGUAAAAAAACACAACCUAAUUGUAGCUUCUUAUGAUGUUGUGAGAAAUGACAUUGAUUUUUUCAGAAAUAUUAAAUUCAACUACUGUAUUCUUGAUGAAGGACAUGUCAUCAAGAAUGGAAAAACGAAGCUGUCAAAAGCUAUAAAGCAGUUGGCUGCCAAUUACAGAAUAAUACUCUCUGGAACACCAAUCCAGAACAAUGUAUUAGAAUUGUGGUCACUAUUUGAUUUUCUUAUGCCGGGAUUUUUGGGUACUGAGCGCCAAUUUGCAGCUCGUUAUGGCAAGCCCAUAUUAGCAAGUAGAGACGCUCGGAGCUCUAGUCGAGAACAGGAAGCAGGGGUCCUUGCAAUGGAGGCAUUGCACAGGCAAGUCCUGCCAUUUUUAUUACGAAGGAUGAAAGAGGACGUAUUGCAAGAUCUUCCACCAAAAAUCAUUCAAGACU